Ostrea edulis (European flat oyster) is the source of this 1781-nucleotide messenger RNA. RefSeq names its product GPI mannosyltransferase 2-like. Gene Ontology annotation, molecular function: GPI mannosyltransferase activity; alpha-1,6-mannosyltransferase activity. The record is from RefSeq and is a predicted model, not a curated record. Gene Ontology annotation, cellular component: endoplasmic reticulum membrane; mannosyltransferase complex. The transcript is spliced from 3 exons. NCBI's taxonomy places the organism in Eukaryota, Metazoa, Mollusca, Bivalvia, Ostreida, Ostreidae. Bases 43 to 1614 code for a protein of 523 amino acids. Gene Ontology annotation, biological process: GPI anchor biosynthetic process.
UCAAAUUGUUUAUACCAAACACAGUUUGGCUCAUUACCUAACAUGGCUGCCAAUGUGAAACUAGAGAGUAAACUUUUACUCUUUGCUGUUCAAACACGAUGCAUUUUAACAAUCCUGCAGAUUAUAUUCAACAUUCUAAUCCCUGACCAUGAUGCUGAUGUUUUUAAUCCCUCAACCAACAUGUCGAGUGGAAUUCUGGACAAAGUUGUCGAAACAAUGCUAGGUGGACUGAAUCGUUGGGAUGCAGUUUACUUCAUGCACGUAUCGGAGCAUGGUUAUAUAUAUGAAAACAGUCUAGCAUUUUUCCCAAUGUUUCCUUUUCUGAUUAGAAUUGUUGCAAACACUUUGUGUUAUCCUUUGCAAUUCAUGUUGACAUACAAAAACGUGUUAAUGAUUUCAGCAGUAAUUUUCAAUGUUUUUGUGUUUAUCUUAACUGUGAAACUGUUGUUCAGACUAGGUAAGAAUGUUUUAGGCAACACUUAUACGGCAUACAAAGCUUGUCUCUUGUUUUGUAUAAACCCUGCCAGUAUAUUUAUGUUGGCUUUUUAUUCAGAAAUUUUGUAUUUUUGUUUUGUGAUUUAUGGACUUCUUAAUUUUGAAAGCAACAGAAAGGUAACGGCUGUGUUUCUGUUUGCACUAGGUUCAUUGUGUAGAUCUAAUGGAUUGCUCAAUCUUGGAUUUAUACUUUAUGAUAGUUUCAUUUUCAUGGUAAUGAUUAUCACAAGUUUCUUAUCAGGUGUAUCUAAGCCAGAUGGAAAAAGUAUUACACCAUCUUUCAGAUUUUUCACUUUUAUCAGCUUCAUGAUAUUUCGUUUGAUAUACCUACUCAUUCUCAUAUUUUUGUUCUCAGUACCAUUUAUUUUAUAUCAAUUCUAUUACAUCAAUACAAUGUUUUGUAAAACUGACAUCAGUGAAUUAUUAGACAUUCCUAAAUAUUUAGUUGACUAUGGACUAGAAAGAGGUUAUCAUAUAAUUGGAGAGAGAGUGCCACCAUGGUGUAAUUUUACCAUUCCAUUAUCAUACAUUGAUGUACAAAGUACUCACUGGGGUGUAGGAUUUAUGAAAUAUUAUGAAUUUAAACAAAUUCCAAACUUUUUGCUGGCAAUGCCAGGGACUGUGACCAGCAUCAGUUGUGUGGUGUGCUAUUACAUGUGGAACAAAAAGGCAUGCUGGACACUUGGGAUCAAAUCAGACAUGUCUAGUCUAAAGAAAAAUGAUGAUGGAUGCAGAUGUUUAUGGAGCAAUCCUCGACUUCUUCCUUAUGUUGUUCAUAUGCUGGCACUGACGGUGUUUGGGUUGAUGUUUGUUCAUAUUCAGGUACUUACAAGAAUGCUAUUCUCAGCCUCACCAAUAUUAUACUGGUUUGUGUCCUACUGCACAACAGAUGAGACCAAGACCAAAGUUCCCAUUAGGAAUGAAUAUGAUGUCAUGAAAAUUUCAGAGGACAUUUCUAAGGUUGAAGAGAAUAUCCAGCAUUCAAUGAAAAAUAUCGUCACAGACCAGAUACUGGAUUUCCGGCAGCAAACAAUGAUCACAAAAUUAAUUUUGGCUUAUUUUCUAAUAUAUUUUAUUGUUGGAACUUUCAUGUUUUGUAACUUUUUACCAUGGACAUGAUACAAGUAUUUUGAGAUGUACAUGUAUUUGAAGUAAGUGUAAAUGAUAAAUAUAAGUAGAAUUCUACUUUCAAGAGUUGGUUGACAGAAUACUGAUUUUCAUUGUUAUACAUUAGUAGUUUUAUGCCAUAGCAAUGCUCAAUAAAUCAACCAUUAACUCCAACUGCA